AUGUCAAGUUUUCAUCGUAUUCGUCAAUCGUGGUGUCGAUCAUUAGGUUAUUUGGGUCUAUUCGGGGUCACAACUGUCGGCAUCAUGAAUGUCUCAUGUCGAUAUAAUGAUAAUGUUCAAGUCAAUGAUGCUUUUUCAAGUCAUACGUCUCAACAACAAAAAAAAUAUCUUUUCUCUGGAAUGCAUGAUCCAUUCGUUACUACUAAUUUACAUGAAUUAGAACGGUUUCAUAAGCAUUUUUCACAAUUCUCUUCUUUAUAUCAUGAGAAUUCUGACAUUUUGAAACAAAAGUUUUCCUUGAAGACUCCUGUUAAGAUUCGACCUAUUACAGAAUGUCCUGUUAAAUUUCAAUUAUCAUCCGGUAAUUCAAAAACAUUGAUUGUUGGUGGUCCGCCAGCAUUGAUCGCAGGUGUUUCUAUAGCGAAGACGGAAAAAGAUGUAACCUAUAUCAAUGAUGAACGACGAAUACCAAUCUCUUACGGUUCAGCUUGGCAUCUAGAACAAGAUGGAGAAACAGAAGCCCCAACUAGUUAUCGUCCUACACAAUUUCUAUUCGAACAACUCGCUCGUGUAACAUUUCGGUGCGUGAGGUAUACAUCGAUUCAACAAACUGGCUACUUUCCAUGGAGAACAUUAGAUUGGAUCAGUUGGCUGCAACACCCUAAUCAUUGGUUUACUGGACUUAAAAUAUCAUUAGCUUUUCAAUGGGUGACUAUGUUCGGAGAUCGAGUAGCAAUGUUAAAAAGCGUCGCUGCACAAUGUGUUGCAAAUGAGAUUUUUUUCGAACGAUUAAAUCAGGAACUAGGUGGUCAACUUUUGAUGCGUGACAAAGGAUCGAUUAUUGUCGCUCGAAAUAACGAAGAAAUUUUACAGCUAGAAUCGUUGAAGACAGCUUUAGAAAAAGAAGGAAGAAUUUUGAAAAUUCUAUCUAAAGAAGAAAUGCUUCGUCGUUAUGGUUUUCUUCCCAAGGGUCUCAUGUAUGGUGAAAAACUGCAUGAUAGAGUUUUAUUCUCAAAUUUUACUAAAAUACUCAAUAAUUCUAUUCGAAACCAAGGAGGCCAAGUUAUUGAUGGAACAUUGACUACGAUCUAUGUUGACGAUCAGCAAACAGGUGGCAUCGCUGAAUAUAAAACGGCUGAUGGUCAAAUAAAUCAUCUACCCUUUUCCAAAUUAAUUGUAUCACUGGGCAAUCAGCCGAUUAUCAACAAAAAUAAUAAACCUUUGUUUGAUGUUAUUGCUGCUCGAGGAGUAUCAGUACUUGCUCAUGUCUAUGUACCCACAGAAUAUCAACUUCCGCCUGUUUUGGUUUGUGGAGGGACGAAUCAUGCCACUAAAUUAUCCGAAAAUCCUGUGAAAGUGAAAAUGUCUCAUGAGAAAGAAUAUGACUUAUAUUUGAUGCGAUUUACUGCCGGUGCCUGUAUUACACCGAAUGUUUCUGAUGAAAAUGCUGCCAACUACGAUGGAACAAUUGCGUCAGGUCUAGUUGCAGCUGUACGAAACACAUUGGGUGAGUCUUGUCAAAUUGAACCACUUAUUGUUCAUGGUUGCAAUCGACAAGUCAGUCGUCAUGGACAGAUUUCUUGGAUUGAACCGUAUCCUGGUAUUCAUGUGCAAUAUGGAGCGGCUGGUGGUGGUCUUACACGAGCACCCGAUUUUGUAACACGGCCAUCUUCGUAG
Molecule: messenger RNA, 1677 nt
Organism: Rotaria socialis
Lineage: Eukaryota; Metazoa; Rotifera; Eurotatoria; Philodinida; Philodinidae
Source: the annotation of a GenBank genome assembly